Oncorhynchus gorbuscha (pink salmon) is the source of this 3849-nucleotide messenger RNA. Its product is annotated as complement C1q-like protein 4. The transcript is spliced from 2 exons. Gene Ontology annotation, molecular function: protein binding. The coding region runs from base 199 to 915 and encodes 238 amino acids. The record is from RefSeq and is a predicted model, not a curated record. NCBI's taxonomy places the organism in Eukaryota, Metazoa, Chordata, Actinopteri, Salmoniformes, Salmonidae.
AGUGUAGAACCUCUCUGUCCCAUCGCCUUUCCCCCCGUAGCCCCUCUCUCACCAUCUCUCCCCCUAGUCCUGGUUUUCCCAGAGUUCAUUCUGGCUGGCACCACCAUUCCGGCCAAGGGGGAGGAGGACUUCCUCACUCUGGCCGCCUCCCGGCUCAGCCGCAGGAAACGUGUCAUCGGGGCAGGAGUGGGCGUGGCUAUGGUGCUGGUGCUGCUGGUUGCCAUCCCCUUAUUGGUUCACACCACCAAAGGGGGGGCGUCUGGAGGCGGGAGCACCCAUUAUGAGAUGCUCGGCAGCUGCAAGAUGGUGUGCGACUCUUUCACCCCCCCACAGGGCAGCCACGAGCUGACCGCUGUCUCCCCCCAACCCCCAGACUUCACAGGGAGAAGGGGCAAGUCUGGGUUUCGUGGGAGCCCUGGCCCCCCAGGCCCCAGAGGUCCCACAGGAGAACCAGGCAAGCCAGGCCCCCCUGGUCCCCCCGGCCCUGGCCCAGGGGGCUACAUCCCCUCCUUCUACAGCCCCAAGAUCGCCUUCUACGCUGGCCUCCGCAAACAGCAUGAAGGGAGUGAGGUGUUGAGAUUUGACGACGUAGUGACAAAUGUGGGGAACUACUAUGAACCCAGUACUGGCAAGUUCACCUGCCCCCUACCUGGCAUCUACUUCUUCACCUACCAUGUCCUGAUGAGAGGCGGAGAUGGGACCAGCAUGUGGGCCGACUUAAAAAAGAAUGGACAGGUGAGGGCCAGUGCCAUUGCCCAGGAUGCUGAUCUGAACUAUGACUAUGCCUCCAACAGUGUAAUCCUGCACCUGGAUGUGGGGGACGAGGUGUGCGUGCAGCUCGACGGGGGCAAAGUUCACGGAGGAAACACCAACAAAUACAGCACCUUCUCUGGCUUCCUCAUCUACCCUGACUGAAGGCAGCCACAUGUCACACACACACACACACAACUACACACACAUUCUCCCAGGUAAAAAAAUACAGAAACUUUUUCAGGAUCCUCAUCCAACCUGAUUCUCUCAACUACUCUCUUCUCUCUCUUUUUCCCCCUCUCUCUCACGCCAUUGCUAAAACACACAGUAUUUAGAGAAACAGAUGCAAUGGGAAAAGGAAAUGUAUAAUGUCUCUGUGUUUUUAAUGUCUAGAUAAUGGUCAUACCAUAACAUUCCAAACCAAGUGUAGUUACAAGGCAUAUAAUGUGCAUAUAGACCUUGUUUAUAUGCAUUCUUAUUUAAUACACACACCCAUUUGUUUGUCAUGUGUUUUGUCAUUCUCAUGAUAUCAUUGAAUCACAGAUAUGUAAAUAUAACUAACAUGUAAGUAUGGGGUGACAAACAAGAAUUAUGUCAAGAAAAAACUUGUUUAAAGAUCAUCUUGAUAUCGUGUGUAUUCUUAAAGUUACAUAUAUAUUCACUUCUGAUGCGCACACAUCUGUGGGUUUGAUCAUGUAUGUGAAAGUAUACCUACAUGACUCGCAUACAACUCUUUCACACACACACACAUUGAUUCAUUGAACUUCCCCUAUCUAGUGUUGCAUUGACAUGAGCUGACCAUUUCAGCCACCAGUGUGGAAUUUAGUAAAAUGGUCUCAGAUUGCAGACUGUAAAUGGAAGACUGCGAGGUUGGUUGCGGGGCUUCCCGCCUCCCUUCUUCGCUCCAAGAUGGAUUUCCAAUACGGCUGAAGACACCAAAUGAGAAAAGUCAUGAAUAUAUUGAUCGGAGCUGAUAAUACACCCAACACCACGAACAUCAUCCAGUGUGGUGUGUGUAAGAUAAGUAUCAUGUUGUUAGUUUUACCUACAUGGCCCCUGCCUACAGCUAAGGGGGGUGGGGAGGGGUGAUGGUAGUCCCCUCACACACAGGAUAUCAAUGAUGAGGCUUAUGGUAGACAGAUACAGUAUUUUUCCAGACCUUAUGGUGGAUGACAGAGCAUCAUCGUGUUCCACUAAUGAGCCCAUCCUUUGUUUAAACCCUCAAACCCUAUUCCUAUAUUCACAUUACAUUAAAUUGAUAACAGAGCAAUUUAAACUGGGUGUCGAACCCAGACAUAAUCAGAGAUGGAGCUUUAGAUCAUGGAGAGAUGAUGCUUUAGUUCAUGGAGAGAUUAUGCUUUAGUUCAUGGAGAGAUGAUGCUUUAGGUCAUGGAGAGAUGAUGCUUUAGGUCAUGGAGAGAUGAUGCUUUAGAUCAAGGAGAGAUGAUGCUUUAGAUCAUGGAGAGAUUAUGCUUUAGGUCAUGGAGAGAUGAUGCUUUAGUUCAUGGAGAGAUGAUGCUUUAGAUCAUGGAGAGAUGAUGCUUUAGAUCAUGGAGAGAUGAUGCUUUAGAUCAUGGAAAGAUGAUGCUUUAGGUCAUGGAGAGAUGAUGCUUUAGAUCAUGAAGAGAUGAUGCUUUAGAUCAUGGAAAGAUGAUGCUUUAGGUCAUGGAGAGAUGAUGCUUUAGAUCAUGGAGAAAUUAUGCUUUAGAUCAUGGAGAGAUUAUGCUUUAGAUCAUGGAGAGAUGAUGCUUUAGAUCAUGGAGAGAUGAUGCUUUAGGUCAUGGAGAGAUGAUGCUUUAGAUCAUGGAGAGAUUAUGCUUUAGAUCAUGGAGAAAUUAUGCUUUAGAUCAUGGAGAGAUGAUGCUUUAGAUCAUGGAGAGAUGAUGCUUUAGGUCAUGGAGAGAUUAUGCUUUAGAUCAUGGAGAGAUGAUGCUUUAGAUCAUGGAGAGAUGAUGCUUUAGAUCAUGGAGAGAUGAUGCUUUAGAUCAUGGAGAGAUGAUGCUUUAGAUCAUGGAGAGAUGAUGCUUUAGAUCAUGGAGAGAUGAUGCUUUAGAUCAUGGAGAGAUGAUGCUUUAGUUCAUGGCCAUUUGGUUAUUUGUAUAAUGAUGAGUCUUCUUUUCUUCUAAGGUAAAGCAGCCUGUUUGUUUACAGUGUGGAUACGGACAUUGAGGAUUCAUCUUGUACUCUGUACAGAACUAGUUUCACAUUUUAAAAUGUACGCUGCUACCGUAGAACUAGAAACGGACUGAGUGUCUUCAAUGGAAAUUUACAUCUUUGUGUGUUAUUGAAUGUACCAUACAUUACUAAUUGUGUAAAUGCAAUUCAAAUAUGCAGGUUCAGGUUGAUGCUGUCUGUCAAAUAUGUUAUGCAAACCCUUGACACAGUGGCAAUGAGACUAUAGUGUGUCACUUGUGUUAUCGAUCAAGAAUGGAUUUCAUGGACAUUUUAGAUUGGGGGCAUUAUUACCUUGUCAGGCCAUUAAAAAAAAAAAUAUCUUUACAUCAAUGUGAAUGCCCUGCCUAGACAAUACCAUGAAAAGCAGGUCCUUCUCCUGUAGUUCAUAGCAUCAUACAUGUACCUAAUGUAAGUAGUUGUACAUGUUACAGGACUUCAGAGGAGGCCUCUAUUGUAACAAGUUGUUGUAUUAGGAAAACCACUGAAUAAAUGCAGCUGCAGCAGGGAUGAUACUGCUACUCCAUGUGUGUGCAUUACUGUUGCAACACAGUAUGACCGGUGUGUGUGUCGUGUCUCAGGUCCAACUACAGGACAGAGUUUUGUGCUUGAUCUAAAGACAGAACACCAGUUAUUAUCAAACUGCAUCAGUCAGAUGAAAACAUUAUUCCUGCACUAUAUCUUAACUGACAGUAUUACAAUAACCACCUACCAUCUUAUUUAAACCAACAUAAUGUACUGAUUUGUUUGUCUGUACAUGACUUCUGUGUCAUGCUGCAUUCUACUGUGUUCUCUGGCACUAAAUAAUGUUAAAUAACUUACUGUUGAAAAGGAAACCUGGUCUUUGUUUAUAAACGGUAUGAAUUGAUUGUUGUCCUUGUACCUUGUGUGUAUAUCUUAUGUAUAAUAUUAUAAACAACAAUUUAA